GCCGCCAGACCCCUGAUCGGGAGAGACUAAGAGGGCUGGCCACCAUGCAUAGCUCCUGCAGCCUCUGGGCGACAGCCCUGUCCCCACUGCUGCUGCUGCUGACUGCUGCUGGCCCCACCUCAGCCCUCACGGAGGAUGAGAAGCAAACCGUGGUGGAGCUUCACAACUUCUACCGUGCCCAGGUGUCCCCCCCAGCCUCAGACAUGCUGCAGAUGAGGUGGGACGACGACCUAGCCGCCUUCGCCAAGGCCUAUGCGCAGAAAUGCGUGUGGGGACACAACAAGGAGCGUGGGCGGCGCGGGGAGAACUUGUUCGCCAUCACCGACGAGGGCAUGGACGUGCCGCUGGCCGUGGGGAACUGGUUUGAGGAGCGCGAACACUACAAUCUCAGCACCGCCACCUGCGAUCCGGGCCAAAUGUGCGGCCACUACACUCAGGUAGUCUGGAGCAAGACGGAGAGGAUUGGCUGUGGUUCCCACUUCUGUGAGUCGCUCCACGGAGUGGAGGAAGCCAACAUCCAUUUGCUGGUGUGCAACUAUGAGCCCCCGGGGAACGUGAAGGGGCGCAAGCCCUACCAGGAAGGGACUCCUUGCUCCCAGUGCCCCGUUGGCUACAACUGCGAGAACUCUCUCUGUGAGCCCACAAGAAACCCGAAAGAGGAGCAGGAUUCUCCUCCACGGGUGACUGAGGUCCCUUCCAUCACCCGGGCAACUGAAGCCCCAAGCUCCAGGGAAACCGGUACUCCGUCCCUAGCAACCUCUGAGACUCUACGUUUCUCCUCGGUAACAAAGGUCUCGGACUCCCUGGCAACCGAGUCCUCACCUGCGGUAGAAACAAAAGCCCCAUCUUCCUUAGCAACGGAAGGCCCUUCCUCCAUGGCAACAGAGGCUCAAUCUUUCCCGACCGAGGUCCCCUACGUUUCCACUACGCACACCCAGCCCUCAAUGGAUGAGGGGCCAAUUAAUUUCCUCACAUCAGCGCAUAUCCCUGUCCCCAAAUCUACGGACAAAGAAGGCAGCAAGUCGAGCGCAACCUCCAUGAGCCCAGAGAAAUCUCUGUACCCUAAGAUAUCCCUGACACAGACAGGAGAGUCCCUACCCCUGGCCCAGGAGGAGGCUGAGGCAGAGGCAGAGUUGCCUGAGGCAGAGGCGGAAUUGCCAGAGGCAGAGGCUGAAUUGCCUGAGGCAGAGGUCCAGUUGCCUGAAGCAGAGGCUGAAAUGCCUGAAGCAGAGUCCCGGUUGCCUGAAGUAGAGGCUUGGUUGCCUGAAGUAGAGGCCCGGUUGCCUGGGGCAGAGGGCGAAUUGCCUGAGGCAGAGGCCGAGCUGCCUGUUUCCAGUGAGGUGGUGGUCCCAGUUCUUCCAGCCCAGGAGCAUGGUGGGCCGCAGGCCUCACUGGACCACUCGGGGCCCCCUGCCUCCACCUCCCUGCCCAACUUCCCCAGUGUCUCUGCCGAGGCUAAUGCCACAGGUGGGCGCACCUUGGCCCUGCAGUCACCCUUGACAGAUGCCGGAUUUGAUUUGGAGAAUUCUGGUCACGUUCAGGGCCCUUUCCUGGGACUGCUGCUGCCUCCUUUGCUGUUGAGUGGAAUAUUCUGAAGGGGACACUCAGAGGCAAGGCCUGGUGAGACUGGCCUCAUGCCUGUUCUGAAUUCUGUCUCCAAGUUAGAAGCCAGAGCUUCUGGAGCAGGUCCUUCUCUCUGCCACCCUCCCUCCCCUCUACUGAGCAGUGCCAGCCCAAUACCCCCUCCCCCCAGAAGUGCUUCUUCCACGGGGGUGGGGGUGGGGUGCUGCCUUCAGCAGGAUUCUAGGGGCCACAUGUGCCUAAGGACAGAGAAUCAUAGCCUCCUCAGGAACUGUUUGGCCCCUUCUAGUCCCUUGGGCUCUUUCUUGAGCCUUUUGAGUCCAGGAGUGUCUGCAGAAGUCCCUACUCCUUCCCAGGGAGAAGAGGUAGCCGCCUGACUGCUGUGUCCUCCAUCCUGUCCCCAGCCCUCAAACAAGGCCCUCUGGAAAGGAAAAGCUGUGGGGUCCAGCUCACCAGAAAUUGCACACCAGGGCCCUUCCUGCCCCUUACAGAGGACAUGAUUCUGAGGAUACCUGCCUGACCCACAGGGUGGAAGAGGGAUGCUCUGCUCCCAAUCUCUGAGUGUCCAUAAGGCUGGGACAGCAGACCAUGAGGGGCAGGUGAAGAACAAGCCCCACCCAAGUGGGGUUCUGUGGGUGGGAAGACAGGGAGCCAGGGAACCCAGGUGGCCUUGACUCCUGAAUAAAGCUUGUC
Molecule: messenger RNA, 2274 nt
Organism: Microtus oregoni (creeping vole)
Lineage: Eukaryota; Metazoa; Chordata; Mammalia; Rodentia; Cricetidae
Gene: Pi16
Product: peptidase inhibitor 16
Exons: 6
Coding region: 45-1595 (516 amino acids)
Cellular component (GO): extracellular region
Source: RefSeq, a predicted model, not a curated record